Messenger RNA from Neurospora tetrasperma FGSC 2508, 1755 nucleotides. RefSeq lists its product as uncharacterized. The transcript has 3 exons. Lineage: Eukaryota; Fungi; Ascomycota; Sordariomycetes; Sordariales; Sordariaceae. The record is from RefSeq and is a predicted model, not a curated record. Bases 1 to 1755 code for a protein of 584 amino acids.
AUGUCCGACGAACAGAAGAACGUUGAGCUCCCCCAGGAGACUCAACCUGUCACCACCGCCGACGUUCCCGCCGAGAUCAAGCCCCUCGAGGUUGUCCCCGUCACUGAGGCUCCCGUUGUUGUCGCCGACGCCGAGGCUGCGCCCGCUGCCGCUGCCGCCGCUACUGAGGCUACCGAGGCCGAGGCCGCCCCCGCUGCCGCUGCCGAGGACAAGAAAGAGGAGGAGGUCAAGCCCGUCGAGGAGGGCCAUCUUGAGCACAAGGGCCAGCCCGCCAACUUCCCCAAGAACCUUCUCUUCUCCAAGAAGUUCUUCUGGUUCGGAAACGAGGCCGUCGAUCUGAAGUCCAUCAGCAGCUUCAAGGCUGACAAGGCCGCCGAUGUUGCGCACCACGUUACCGCCUGGGCCGCCGAGACUGGCAAGGGUCUCCUCUUCUUCAGCGAGAAGUCUGACAAGGCCGCUCCCCACGGCGCCAUCCACCUCGCCGAUGCUUCUGAGCCCGCCACCGACGGUCCUACCAAGUUCCACUUCACUGCCAAGGGCCACAAGCACGCUUUCAAGGCUUCCAACACCGCUGAGCGCGACAACUGGGUCAGUCAGCUCAAGGUCAAGAUCGCCGAGGCCAAGGAGCUCGCCACCACCGUUGUUGAGAGCGAGACCUACAAGAAGACCAUCGAGACCCUCAAGCCUGCUGCUGUGAAGAAGGAGGAGAAGGCCCCCGAGGCCGCUGCCGCUACUGAGCCCGCCACUGAGGCUGCCGCUGAGACUCCUGCCACCGAGGAGACCCCUGCUGCCACUGAGGAGGUUGCUGCCACUGAGCCCGUCGCUAAGGAGGAGGCCAAGGAGGAGGGUUCCAAGCGUCGCUCUGCUAGCCGCAAGCGCACUUCGAUCUUCGGCAACCUUGGCUUUGGCAAGAAGGAAGAGAAGAAGCCCGUCACCGUUGAGGCUGUCCCCGAGCCCCAGGAGGGUGAGACCGAGGCUCCUGCUGCUGAGGCCGCCACCGAGGCCCCCGCCACUGAGGAGGCUGCUGCCACCACCGAGCCCGCUGUCGCCGAGACCUCUGCUGCUCCUGUCGAGGAGGCUGCUGCCCCCGCUGAGGAGAAGAAGGAGGAGGCUGCUGAGACCCCCGUCAGGCCCACCCCUGCCAAGCGCACCAGCCUUUUCGGCAACCUUUCCUUCGGCAAGAAGAAGGCUGCCUCUCCUGCGCCCGUUGCUACCGAGGAGGCCCCUGCUGCCACCACUGAGCCCGUCGCCGAGACCGCUCCUGUGAUCCCUGCCGUUGACACCACCGAGCCCCUCUCUACCGAGGUCAACUCUCCCGCGACUGUCCCCACUGAGACCGUCGAGGUCCCCGCUGCCACCAACGGCGAGUCUUCUCCCAAGAAGGAGGUCAAGAGCGAUAAGCGCAAGAGCUCUCUUCCCUUCGCCUUUGGCAAGAAGGAGAAGGCCACCUCUGACGAGGAGAUUGAGAAGCCCAAGUCUCCCUCUCCCUUCUCUCGUCUCCGUGAUACGAUCAAGGGCAAGGGUAAGGGUAAGGCCGAGAAGUCUGACAAGGUUGAGGAGAAGACCGAGGAGGUUCCCGCCAUCCCCGAGACUGAGGUCGAGGCUGAGGCCGCCAAGGAGGAGGCUGCUCCUGCCACCACCGAGGAGGUUGCUAAGCCCGCUACCGAGACUGAGGCCACUCCCGCCGCCCCGGCUACCGAGGAGACUGAGGCUGAGAAGCCUGCUGCCUCUGUCCCUGUGACUGCUGCCGCCUAG